This is a messenger RNA of Necator americanus (New World hookworm), 252 nucleotides long. RefSeq lists its product as uncharacterized. The transcript has a single exon. Bases 1 to 252 code for a protein of 83 amino acids. NCBI's taxonomy places the organism in Eukaryota, Metazoa, Nematoda, Chromadorea, Rhabditida, Ancylostomatidae. The record is from RefSeq and is a predicted model, not a curated record.
AUGCCGCCCUCCCAGCAUUUUCGAUGGAAUUGGUUUCCUUUUGCUCUCACGAAAGUCGACGUUGUUUAUGGCGGAUCUUUCGCUGCCUAUGACUGCGACCUGCUCCACUGGUUCCUUGAAGCGGUCCAUCAGCCGGAAGCUCAGUUCGAUAUGGGACAAUAUUUCGUCAGCAAGGGUUUCUCGCGACCACAGCCGCUAGCUCCUCGUCACCACUCCGCUCACGCAACUGCCUCAUGCAUCGAGUCCUUUUGA